This is a messenger RNA of Neolamprologus brichardi, 1097 nucleotides long. RefSeq names its product claudin 10c (gene cldn10c). The record is from RefSeq and is a predicted model, not a curated record. Gene Ontology annotation, cellular component: bicellular tight junction; membrane. NCBI's taxonomy places the organism in Eukaryota, Metazoa, Chordata, Actinopteri, Cichliformes, Cichlidae. Gene Ontology annotation, molecular function: structural molecule activity.
GGAGCUUAGAUUUGUUAGUAGUCUGUCUUGGUGCUGAAAUCUGAAGCAAUAAUGGGUUAUAGGACCAUGGUGAUGUACAUGGAGAUAGGCUGCUUUGUAGUAUGUGUGUGUGGAUGGAUUCUGGUCUGCUCCACAAUGCCAACAGAUAUCUGGACUUGGUCUGAAGUCAGCAACGUGGUCCUGGCAACAUCAAACUACUACUCCAACCUGUGGAAGGACUGCAUAUCUGAUUCAACUGGAGUAUCUGACUGCAAGGGAAUUCCCUCCAUGCUGGCACUGAACUGGGACAUUCACAUGUGCCGGGCUCUUAUCAUCAUCUGUAUUAUCCUGUGUUUCUUCGGAUCAAUUUUGGUCUUAGUUGGAAUGAAGUGCACUAAGAUCGGAGGGUCCGAGCUUGCCAAUGCAAGAGUAACCUUUGCCGGAGGGAUGAACUACCUUAUAGGAGGGAUGUGUUCUAUGAUUGCUUACUCCUACUAUGGAAACAAAAUAAGAGCUGAAUUUGAAGAUCCAAACUACAUGGAACAGAAGUUUGAAAUAGGAGUAGGUGUCUUCAUUGGCUGGGGAGGCUCUACCUUACUUAUUGUUGGAGGACUUAUUUACAGUAUCUUUGCAGGAAGAGAAGGGUGUCACUCAAGCUCAAAGAGGUACGCUACGCACCAGUUCCAAGAUGCCUACACAUUUGUUCCAACACAAAAAAGCGUUGUGUCUUUGGCUCCCACAGAGAUUAGUAGGAGUAAAAAACCAAGGACGAUCAGCAGCAGCAGAGCCAGUAGCAUCUCAGAGAUCAACAGUGUCACCAAGACAUCGGUCACUUAUUCAUAUGUGUGACUAACCUACACAGAAUUAUUUUCUUUAUGUUUUUCUUUCACAAAGAAUGUGUGUUUUUACUUUGAGAGUCAGUAAAUGUCAAAUCAAGUAUUUGUCUUUACAACACUUUUGUGAUUAUGAAACCAAAGGUGUUACUAAUAAUAAUACGGGCAUCCUGAAAGAAUGGAAUUUUUUUUUAUUGAUGGCAACACAGCUUCAAGCUACUUCUGAGAGCUGUUUAAGUUUUCAACUGUGACAUGACAGGACAUGACAUAUUUACUACAUUCGUU